Mus pahari (shrew mouse) is the source of this 665-nucleotide messenger RNA. RefSeq lists its product as uncharacterized. The record is from RefSeq and is a predicted model, not a curated record. The transcript has 7 exons. Gene Ontology annotation, molecular function: sodium channel regulator activity. Bases 1 to 594 code for a protein of 197 amino acids. Gene Ontology annotation, cellular component: membrane. NCBI's taxonomy places the organism in Eukaryota, Metazoa, Chordata, Mammalia, Rodentia, Muridae. Gene Ontology annotation, biological process: regulation of sodium ion transmembrane transporter activity.
AUGCCUUAUCCCAGUGUAAUAGUUGAGCUGACUGAACGACUGUGCAACUGGCGGUCUGUUUUUCCUGGGCUGCCAAGAUGCCCCAUACCCGCACAACUCAGAGCCUCACAACUUUCCAUAAGCCCCGCCCCAAACCUGGGCUUGACUUUCAUUGGCCCGGUUGAGCUUACAUGUCCUUGUGUGAUCCAGUGGAAGCCUGAAAGAAGGCUGUUCCGAUUGGUCGAUGAAGCCUUGUUCCUCGCUGGAAAAGUCCAUACAGCCCAGAAUCAGGAAGGAAGUAGUGUCCUUGGGACAAGUGCCCCGGCAGUCUCCAGGAUCGAGUCUCCCAGCCCACCCAAAAACUUCAUGCCUCCCUCCUACAUUGAACAUCCACUGGAUUCGAAUGAGAACAACCCCUUCUACUACGAUGAUACCACCCUCCGGAAACGAGGGCUGCUGGUGGCGGCGGUGCUGUUCAUCACGGGAAUUAUCAUCCUCACUAGUGGGAAGUGUAGGCAGUUGUCUCAAUUUUGCCUGAAUCGCCACAGAGCCUACAGAGUGAUCAACAUGAAAGAAUCCUUAAAGGAAGAGGCCACUGGAGGGAGUCAGGCCUAAAGCUAAUAAUGGUCUUCCCACCCUGAGGAGAGAGGUCUCCCUAGGCACUGCUGUGGCCCUCACUAUGCUGU